CCGGGGAUGUUAUGUGAACUUGGCUUGAUGUGAACUUGAAUUUGGAACAGUACUUUGGGCGCGACUAAAAACACAAGUACUGCCUACAGACAACGCAUAUUGAGAAACAGCCUCUCUUGUUAGUAAUCCACAGCGAAUAUCUGUACCUGAUCGAUCUUAAAGAAAUGUUCAAAGCUGUAUAGAGAGUGAAGGUGACAUCUUUCCUGUUCGAGAGUGGAGCUCCCGCUCAUGGUCUGCAGCAAGCAACUUCUCGCCAGAUACAAAUAUUUUCAUUUUUUAACAAUGGAAGCAUGUCAUUAUUUAAUGUCUUUCAUACUUCUUAUCUUCAUCCCAGGGUCCAGCGCUGAAGACACUGUGUUUGUGGAGACAGGAGCUUCUGUUCAACUGGAUAUACAGAGAGAUAAACUAACUGAUGAGUUUGAUGAGAUAAUUUGGCAGAAUGAAAAAUCAGACAAUAUAGUGAAAUAUUAUAAUAAAUUUAAAGCAGUAUAUUAUUACGAUGACUACAAGGACAGAGUGGAGUUUAAUACUACAAGUUUCUCUCUAACACUGAAGAACAUGAAGAAGACAGACAGUGGAGUUUAUACGGCAAGAAUAACUGGAACAACAAAUAGAGAUGUUGCAGUACACAGAGUAUCUGUUAUAGAUGCAGUGAAGACUCCUGAGCUGACUGUCAUCUUACCCAGCAGUGACUCCUGUACUGUAAACUUCACAUGUAGAGCUCAUGACCUCACACUUCACUCCACUUAUAAUAAUGAUAACUGCUCUCCAGAGGAAGUGACAUCACAUGAGAAGUUCACUCUCAUCCUGAUCUGUAGUAAUGAAACCAUCAUCUGUAACCAUAGCAACCCUAUCAGCUGGAAAACAGACAUGAUAGACAUUACACAGCUUUGUAAAGUUCAUCCAGACAUUCUAGAACAACAAAACAAUUUCAUCACUCCCAUCUGGAUGGUGGUCUGUAUAGUGGUGGUGCUGGUGGUGGCAGUGGUGGUGGGGUUUGUGUUUUUGUCCCGCUGCAGGAAGAGAAACCUUUAAGAUCCUGGCUCAGGAACAAGAUGCAACGGGAGAAACCAGCACGGUCUGCAAACAACCAGCUUCAUCCAACAGUACCUGAGAUCAAACUGAAACAACGGCUGGCUUUCAUGGAGAUUAUACAGCAGGUCAUUUGUUCAGUUGCAAAAAUAUAAAAUGCAACCUCUUUUAAAACAAAGAAUAUUUUGCAUGUUAAUCAAAAAUGUUGAUGUGAAAAUGCAGAAAACACCUAUUUUUGCAGCAUAUGUUUACUCCAUGAAUCUCUUUACAAUUUUUUAAUUAUUCAGUUAUUUAGUGAUUAUUCUCAUAAUCAAGUAGUAUAAAAAAACUUGCACCCACAUGUCUUACACCACGCCGUCUCUUAUUUAAUCCUUCUCCCAUGCACUUAGAGGACUUUGCUGAAAAAUCAUUCUGCCAAAAGCGUGGUAUUUCUGAAUGGUGGGAGGCCGAGAUUAAGCAGAUUUGAGGUGAAAGUAUUUGACUAACAUAUAAUACGUGCUGACUGAGAGCAUUCUGUCAAUAUCAUUAUUUCAGUUUAAAUGGAGGUGGCAUUUAGUGGCUUUUGCAUCUCUCUUUAUAUUUUGUCUGCUGUUGUACAUUCAGAUUACAAAAGGAUGUUUUAAUUAUUAACAUAUUGUUUUGUGUUAUUCUAUUUAACACAUUAUAGGGCAGUUUCCUGGACAGGGUUUAAUCCAGGCCUUAGUUAUAUUUAGUACAUUUGAGUACUUUUUACAAACAAACCUUACAAAAAACAAUACUGCUGUGCAUCUUGAGACAAAACAAUAACACUGAUGUAUGUUAAGAUAUGUCAGUGCAAGAUGUUUUUUAAUUAAGGCAGCUCAAACAUACAUUUUAGUCUGGGACUAGUCUUAAACACUGACUGGGAAACUGCACCAUUAUGUAAAAAAUCAGUUUUAUCCAACAGCUUCAGUAAUGGCGGUCUUAAUUUUGUUGAUUUGCAAUCUUAAAUAAUACUUUCAAAAUCAAUUGUUUGAGAAAUUACCAUAUAGCAUUUUAUACUGGAACAUGUUUUUUAUUAAAUGGGAGGUUUGAAU
Molecule: messenger RNA, 2087 nt
Organism: Misgurnus anguillicaudatus (oriental weatherfish)
Lineage: Eukaryota; Metazoa; Chordata; Actinopteri; Cypriniformes; Cobitidae
Source: RefSeq, a predicted model, not a curated record